Molecule: messenger RNA, 730 nt
Organism: Oryzias melastigma (Indian medaka)
Lineage: Eukaryota; Metazoa; Chordata; Actinopteri; Beloniformes; Adrianichthyidae
Product: chromodomain-helicase-DNA-binding protein 1-like
Exons: 2
Coding region: 163-447 (94 amino acids)
Biological process (GO): DNA repair; chromatin remodeling
Cellular component (GO): nucleus
Molecular function (GO): DNA helicase activity; ATP-dependent chromatin remodeler activity; ATP binding
Source: RefSeq, a predicted model, not a curated record
AAAAAAACUUUGCCUUGAGCGACGACAACAAGUCUAUGGGGCGAAAGCGCGCGCGAGCCAUAGACAGAGGAUGUGAACCCGGAGAGUCACGUGACGCGGAAGUAGAAGCCGCAUUGAGAGCAGAGCAACAACAAGAGCCGUUCUCUGUCCGGACAAGGCAACAUGUCGAAGUUUUUGGAAGAAAUUCGAAGCAGCUUAGCAGGGAAAAAGAAAACUUCAGUGGUUGUUCAGGAGGAUCUGCAGAAAUGGGGGCUGCGAGGGAUCCAGCUCAGAGGAUAUCAACUGGACGGGGUCCAGUGGCUGAUCCAGAACCUGCAGAACCAGCAGGGAUGCAUCCUGGGAGAUGAGAUGGGUUUGGGCAAAACCUGCCAGGUUCGUGUGAUCCACACAUUUAUCCGUGAGUUAGGGCUGACUUUGAAUAUCACAUAUAAAGAAAUAAAGAAAUAAAAGGUGAUCCUUAAAAUCUACCUAUUUAAAAGUGUGUUUUUGGUAUUUUUUUCAGGCUGAAAACUUUUGUUAAUAACAGUUCCACCUUUCCUCUGUCUGUCACUAUAAUGUCAGCUUCAUAUCCUGUCAGCAAAGAUGGAGAAGUGAGAUCUAUGUGUAGUUUGUUUUAGAUUUAGCAAAUGUGUUUGCUGUAAAAUAUGUUGAAGUCCAAAGCACAGUGAGAUGUGGUUGAAAGAUUCUUGUCAGACCUCUCAGUGAUGAUGUUCAGGUUCAUGUGCCUUUA